AUGUGCGACAGUGCUUCCCCGACGCCAGCAGCCACCGACAACGCCGUGACACAGCCGACCGUCUGCGAGAAGGCCGAGGUGGUCCGCCCCUUGAUCGGCACGACGCGAGACGCGACGUUUGCCGAUAUCCUAACCGGACCUUUCCUUUGGACCGCAGCCGACUUCGAGACUCGAGAGAUUUACACUCAGCGGUUGGGCCCUCGAGAUAUCGAAGAGAUUGAAGCCGCGCUGCGAAGCUUCAAAUCUGCUCACGGCCUCGACUACGAUGAAGUUUCGCAGGGGAACUUUCCGCUUUCAGGAUUAGCCUUGCAGCUUACGCCGGCUGCCGAGACGCUUCACAAGGGGCAUGGCUUCACAGUCAUCAAAGGCCUCGACGCCUCUCGAUACUCCGUCGAGGACAGCACCAUCAUCUACCUGGGCCUUGCGAGCCAUUUGGCCGACAAGAGAGGCCUGCAAGACAGGAAGGGCAACAUCUUGUCUCACAUCACCAAUUCCAAACUCUGGGAUGUCCCCAUGCAGCAGCGGCAUGGCAUCCACUCCAGUCAAGCAUUGCCGUUCCACAGUGAUAUGGGCUGCGACGUCCUCGCCUUGCAAGUCCGUCAGAGCGCACGGACUGGCGGCUACACCUACUUGGCCUCGGCCGCGGCGGUUUUCAACCACAUCCUCCGCGAGGAACCAGAGGUGGCCUUGACCUUGCUGUCUCCCAACUGGCCUGUUCAGAUUUCCAGCCGGAGAACUCGCCACUACCUUGCCCCGGUUUUUGCCGUUCACGACGGCAGGCUCCUCGUGAGCCUGGACCCGAGCCGUCUGGGCCGGCAUGCCGCAAGCCCCGAUGGGUGCGUCCCAGCCCUGACUAUGACGCAGAGGCACGCCCUGGGCAGAGUUUCCCAGGUGGCCAGGCUCUUCGAGUUGCGGUUGAAGCUGGAGGCUGGUGACCUGUUGUUUUUAAACAACUGGGCCCUGCUUCAUCGGCGAGACGCCUAUCAAGACGGCGAACGCACUUCUCGCCACAUGGUGCGGCUGUGGCUUCGAAACACCCAGCUGGGGUGGUCGAUUCCCACCCAGAUGCUCCCUCCGUGGCUAGCCGCCUACGGGGAGAGCUCGGCGUCCAAGGCGAGAAUCUACCCAGUUCACCCGAUGCCAACCUACGUCGUUCCAAAGUACAUCACGGGCUCGGCUGCCUUCGUCGUGGAGGAGGCCGACGAGUCAGAUGCCGAACCGACCGUGCCGUUGGCUUCUGGAAAUGAGUGGCCAGGUCGACCACGCUGA
This is a messenger RNA of Hirsutella rhossiliensis, 1269 nucleotides long. RefSeq names its product taurine catabolism dioxygenase tauD, tfdA family domain-containing protein. Lineage: Eukaryota; Fungi; Ascomycota; Sordariomycetes; Hypocreales; Ophiocordycipitaceae. Bases 1 to 1269 code for a protein of 422 amino acids. Gene Ontology annotation, molecular function: oxidoreductase activity. The record is from RefSeq and is a predicted model, not a curated record. The transcript has 5 exons.